AUGUAAGCAGGGGCGGACUGACCAUUUGGAAACUUGGGCACUGCCCGAGGGCCUGGGGUCAGUAGGGGGCCCCAUGAGAUGCCCCUGGUACCUUUUUCAUAGGCUUUUUUUAUUUUGGGCAAGGACACAGGAGCCCCAUGAUCCCCUAUUGCCCGGGGGCCCCAUGAGUUGUCAGUCCGCCCCUGUAUGUAAGUCUAUGUCACCGGAGACUGCCAUGUGUGAAACUUUAAAAGGCCCAUCAUCAACUGCAGUUAUACAUAUAGGGACCACUGGGGAGUGAAGCAU
This is a messenger RNA of Staurois parvus, 285 nucleotides long. Lineage: Eukaryota; Metazoa; Chordata; Amphibia; Anura; Ranidae. The record is from the annotation of a GenBank genome assembly.